CUUUCCAUCACCCCGCCCCAUUCUCCCGCUUUCCAUCACCUCGCCCCAUCUCCCCGCUUUCCAUCACCCCGCCCCAUUCUCCCUCUUUCCAUCACCCCGCCCCAUUCUCCUGCAUUCUAUCACUCUACCCCCAUUCUCCAUCCUCCAUCACCCCCGCCCCAUUCUCCUGCUUUCCAUCAACUCACCUGGCUGGUGGGGUGCUGGGAGCAACUCACCUGGCUGGUGGGGGUGCUGGAGCAACUCACCAGGCUGGUGGGGUUGCUGGAGCAACUCGUCUGGCUGGUGGGGGUGCUGGGAGCGACUCACCUGGCUGGUGGGGGUGCUGGGAGCAACUCACCUGGCUGGUGGGGGUGCCUGGAGCAACUCGCUCUGGCUGGUGGGGGUGCUGGGAGCAACUCGCCUGGCUGGUGGGGGUGCUGGGAGCAACUCGCCUAACUGGUGGGGGUGCUGGAAGCAGCUCGCCUGGCUGGUGGGGAUGCUGGGAGCAACUCGCCUUGCUGGUGGGGUUGCUGGGAGCAACUUGCCUGCUGGCUGGUGGGGGUGCAGGGAGCAACUCGCCUGGCUGGUGGGGGUGCUAGGAGCAACUCGUCUGGCUGGUGGGGUUGCUGGGAGCAACUCGCCUGGCUGGUGGGGGUGCUGGGAGCAACUCGCCUGGCUGGUGGGGGUGCUGGGAGCAACUCACCUGGCUGGUGGGGUGCUGGGAGCAACUCACCUGGCUGGUGGGGGUGCUGGGAGCAACUCACCUGGCUGGUGGGGUGCUGGGAGCAACUCGCCUGGCUGGUGGGGGUGCUGGGAGCAACUCGCCUGGCUGGUGGGGUUGCUGGGAGCAACUCGCCUGGCUGGUGGGGGUGCUGGGAGCAACUCGCCUGGCUGGUGGGGGUGCUGGGAGCAACUCGCCUGGCUGGUGGGGGUGCUGGGAGCAACUCACCUGGCUGGUGGGGUUGCUGGGAGCAACUCACCUGGCUGGUGGGGUGCUGGGAGCAACUCACCUGGCUGGUGGGGGUGCUGGGAGCAACUCACCUGGCUGGUGGGGGUGCUGGAGCAACUCGCCUGGCUGGUGGGGGUGUGCUGGGAGCAACUCACCUGGCUGGUGGGGGUGCUGGGAGCAACUCGCCUGGCUGGUGGGGGUGCUGGGAGCAACUCACCUGGCUGGUGGGGGUGCUGGGAGCAACUCACCUGGCUGGUGGGGGUGCUGGGAGCAACUCGCCUGGCUGGUGGGGUGCUGGGAGCAACUCGCCUGGCUGGUGGGGUGCUGGGAGCAACUCACCUGGCUUGUGGGGGUGCUGGGAGCAACUCACCUGGCUGGUGGGGGUGCUGGGAGCAACUCUCGCCUGGCUGGUGGGGGUGCUGGGAGCAACUCGCCUGGCUGUGUGGGUGCUGGGAGCAACUCGCCUGGCUGGUGGGGGUGCUGGGAGCAACUCACCUGGCUGGUGGGGGUGCUGGGAGCAACUCACCUGGCUGGUUGGGGUGCUGGGAGCAACUCACCUGGCUGGUGGGGUGCUGGGAGCAACUCACCUGGCUGGUGGGGGUGCUGGGAGCAACUGCCUGGCUGGUGGGGGUGCUGGGAGCAACUCACCUGGCUGGUGGGUUGCUGGGAGCAAUCACCUGGCUGGUGGGGGUGCUGGGAGCAACUCACCUGGCUGGUGGGGUGCUGGGAGCAACUCACCUGGCUGGUGGGGUGCUGGGAGCAACUCACCUGGCUGGUGGGGAGCAACUCACCUGGCUGGUGGGGGUGCUGGGAGCAACUCACCUGGCUGGUGGGGGUGCUGGGAGCAACUCACCUAGCAACUGGCUGGUGGGGGUGCUGGGAGCAACUCACCUGGCUGGUGGGGGUGCUGGGAGCAACUCACCCGGCUGGUGGGGGUGCUGGGAGCAACUCACCUGGCUGGUGGGGGUGCUGGGAGCAAGUCACCUGGCUGUGGGGGUGCUAGGAGCAACUCGCCUGGCUGGUGGGGUGCUGGGAGCAACUUUCCCCGGCUGGUGGGGGUGCUGGGAGCAACUCUCCUGGCUGGUGGGGGUGCUGGGAGCAACUCGCCUGGCUGGUGGUGCUGGGAGCAACUCACCUGGCUGGUGGGGGUGCUGGGAGCAACUCACCUGGCUGGUGGGGGUGCUAGGAGCAACUCGCCUGGCUGGUGGGGUGCUGGGAGCAACUCGCCUGGCUGGUGGGGGUGCUGGGAGCAACUCGCCUGGCUGGUGGGGGUGCUGGGAGCAACUCGCCUGGCUGGUGGGGGUGCUGGGAGCAACUCGCCUGGCUGGUGGGGGUGCUGGGAGCAACUCGCCUGGCUGGUGGGGGUGCUGGGAGCAACUCGCCUGGCUGGUGGGGUGCUGGGAGCAACUCACCUGGCUGGUGGGGGUGCUGGGAGCAACUCACCUGGCUGGUGGGGUGCUGGGAGCAACUCACCUGGCUGGUGGGGGUGCUGGGAGCAACUCACCUGGCUGGUGGGGGUGCUGGGAGCAACUCGCCUGGCUGGUAGGGGUGCUGGGAGCAACUCACAUGGCUGGUGGGGGUGCUGGGAGCAACUCACCUGGCUGGUGGGGGUGCUGGGAGCAACUCACCUGGCUGGUGGGGGUGCUGGGAGCAACUCACCUGGCUGGUGGGGGUGCUGGGAGCAACUCACCUGGCUGGUGGGGUUGCUGGGAGCAACUCACCUGGCUGGUGGGGGUGCUGGGAGCAACUCACCUGGCUGGUGGGGGUGCUAGGAGCAACUCACCUGGCUGUUGGGGGUGCUGGGAGCAACUCACCUGGCUGGUGGGGUUGCUGGGAGCAACUCACCUAGCAACUCACGUGGCUGGUGGGGGUGCUGGGAGCAACUCACCUGGCCGGUGGGGGUGCUGGGAGCAACUCACCUGGCUGCAACUCGCCUGGCUGGUGGGGGUGCUGGGAGCAACUCGCCUGGCUGGUGGGGGUGCUGGGAGCAACUCGCCUGGCUGGUGGGGGUGCUGGGAGCAACUCGCCUGGCUGGUGGGGGUGCUGGGAGCAACUCGCCUGGCUGGUGGGGUGCUGGGAGCAACUCGCCUGGCUGGUGGGGGUGUGGGAGCAACUCGCCAGGCUUGUGGGGGUGCUGGGAGCAACUCGCCUGGCUGGUGGGGGUGCUGGGAGCAACUCGCCUGGCUGGUGGGGGUGCUGGGAGCAACUCGCCUGGCUGGUGGGGGUGCUGGGAGCAACUCGCCUGGCUGGUGGGGGUGCUGGGAGCAACUCGCCUGGCUGGUGGGGGUGCUGGGAGCAACUCGCCUGGCUGGUGGGGGUGCUGGAGCAACUCGCCUGGCUGGUGGGGGUGCUUGGAGCAACUCGCCUGGCUGGUGGGGGUGCUGGGAGCAACUCGCCUGGCUGGUGGGGGUGCUGGGAGCAACUCGCCUGGCUGGUGGGGGUGCUGGGAGCAACUCGCCUGGCUGGUGGGGUGCUGGGAGCAACUCGCCUGGCUGGUGGGGGUGCUGGGAGCAACUCACCUGGCUGUGGGGGGUGCUGGGAGCAACUCGCCUGGCUGGUGGGGGUGCUGGGAGCAACUCGCCUGGCUGGUGGGGGUGCUGGGAGCAACUCGCCUGGCUGGUGGGGUGCUGGGAGCAACUCGCCUGGCUGGUGGGGGUGCUGGGAGCAACUCGCCUGGCUGGUGGGGGUGCUGGGAGCAACUCGCCUGGCUGGUGGGGGUGCUGGGAGCAACUCGCCUGGCUGGUGGGGGUGCUGGGAGCAACUCGCCUGGCUGGUGGGGGUGCUGGGAGCAACUCGCCUGGCUGGUGGGGGUGCUGGGAGCAACUCGCCUGGCUGGUGGGGGUGCUGGGAGCAACUCGCCUGGCUGGUGGGGGUGCUGGGAGCAACUCGCCUGGCUGGUGGGGGUGCUGGGAGCAACUCGCCUGGCUGGUGGGGUGCUGGGAGCAACUCGCCUGGCUGGUGGGGGUGCUGGGAGCAACUCGCCUGGCUGGUGGGGGUGCUGGGAGCAACUCGCCUGGCUGGUGGGGUGCUGGGAGCAACUCGCCUGGCUGGUGGGGGUGCUGGGAGCAACUCACCUGGCUGGUGGGGGUGCUGGGAGCAACUCACUUGGCUGGUGGGGGUGCUAGGAGCAACUCACCUGGCUGGUGGGGGUGCUGGGAGCAACUCACCUGGCUGGUGGGGGUGCUGGGAGCAACUCACCUGGCUGGUGGGGUGCUGGGAGCAACUCACCUAGCAACUCACCUGGCUGGUGGGGGUGCUGGGAGCAACUCCCUAGCAACUCACCUGGCUGGUGGGGGUGCUGGGAGCAACUCACCUGGCUGGUGGGGGUGCUGGGAGCAACUCACCUGGCUGGUGGGGGUGCUGGGAGCAACUAACCUGGCUGUGGGGGUGCUGGGAGCAACUCGCCUGGCUGGUGGGGUGCUGGGAGCAACUCGCCUGGCUGGUGGGGGUGCUGGGAGCAACUCGCCUGGCUGGUGGGGGUGCUGGGAGCAACUCGCCUGGCUGGUGGGGGUGCUGGGAGCAACUCGCCUGGCUGGUGGGGGUGCUGGGAGCAACUCGCCUGGCUGGUGGGGGUGCUGGGAGCAACUCGCCUGGCUGGUGGGGGUGCUGGGAGCAACUCGCCUGGCUGGUGGGGUGCUGGGAGCAACUCGCCUGGCUGGUGGGGGUGCUGGGAGCAACUCGCCUGGCUGGUGGGGGUGCUGGGAGCAACUCGCCUGGCUGGUGGGGGUGCUGGGAGCAACUCGCCUGGCUGGUGGGGGUGCUGGGAGCAACUCACCUGGCUGGUGGGGUGCUGGGAGCAACUCACCUGGCUGGUGGGGUGCUGGGAGCAACUCACCUGGCUGGUGGGGGUGCUGGGAGCAACUCACCUGGCUGCAACUCACCUGGCUGGUGGGGGUGCCUGGAGCAACUCACCUGGCUGGUUGGGGUGCUGGGAGCAACUCGCCUGGCUGGUGGGGGUGCUGGGAGCAACUAACCUGGCUGUGGGGGUGCUGGGAGCAACUCGCCUGGCUGGUGGGGGUGCUGGGAGCAACUCGCCUGGCUGGUGGGGGUGCUGGGAGCAACUCGCCUGGCUGGUGGGGGUGCUGGGAGCAACUCGCCUGGCUGGUGGGGGUGCUGGGAGCAACUCGCCUGGCUGGUGGGGGUGCUGGGAGCAACUCGCCUGGCUGGUGGGGGUGCUGGGAGCAACUCGCCUGGCUGGUGGGGGUGCUGGGAGCAACUCGCCUGGCUGGUGGGGGUGCUGGGAGCAACUCGCCUGGCUGGUGGGGGUGCUGGGAGCAACUCACCUGGCUGGUGGGGGUGCUGGGAGCAACUCGCCUGGCUGGUGGGGGUGCUGGGAGCAACUCACCUGGCUGGUGGGGUGCUGGAGCAACUCACCUGGCUGGUGGGGGUGCUGGGAGCAACUCACCUGGCUGGUGGGGGUGCUGGGAGCAACUCGCCUGGCUGGUGGGGGUGCUGGGAGCAACUCACCUGGCUGGUGGGGUGCUGGGAGCAACUCACCUGGCUGGUGGGGGUGCUGGGAGCAACUCACCUGGCUGGUGGGGGUGCUGGGAGCAACUCACCUGGCUGUUGGGGGUGCUGGGAGCAACUCACCUGGCUGGUGGGGGUGCUGGGAGCAACUCGCCUGGCUGGUGGGGGUGCUGGGAGCAACUCGCCUGGCUGGUGGGGGUGCUGGGAGCAACUCGCCUGGCUGGUGGGGGUGCUGGGAGCAACUCACCUGGCUGGUGGGGGUGCUGGGAGCAACUCACCUGGCUGGUGGGGGUGCUGGGAGCAACUCACUGGCUGGUGGGGGUGCUGGGAGCAACUCACCUGGCUGGUGGGGGUGCUGGGAGCAACUCACCUGGCUGGUGGGGUGCUGGGAGCAACUCACCUGGCUGGUGGGGGUGCUGGGAGCAACUCACCUGGCUGGUGGGGGUGCUGGGAGCAACUCACCUGGCUGGUGGGGGUGCUGGGAGCAACUCACCUGGCUGGUGGGGGUGCUGGGAGCAACUCGCCUGGCUGGUGGGGGUGCUGGGAGCAACUCACCUGGCUGGUGGUGGGGUGCUGGAGAGCAACUCGCCUGGCUGGUGGGGGUGCUGGGAGCAACUCGCCUGGCUGGUGGGGGUGCUGAGAGCAACUCGCCUGGCUGGUGGGGGUGCUGGGAGCAACUCGCCUGGCUGGUGGGGGUGCUGGCUGGGGGGGGUGCUGGGAGCAACUCGCCUGGCUGGUGGGGGUGCUGGGAGCAACUCACCUGGCUGGUGGGGGUGCUGGGAGCAACUCACCUGGCUGGUGGGGGUGCUGGGAGCAACUCGCCUGGCUGGUGGGGGUGCUGGGAGCAACUCGCCUGGCUGGUGGGGGUGCUGGGAGCAACUCGCCUGGCUGGUGGGGGUGCUGGGAGCAACUCGCCUGGCUGGUGGGGGUGCUGGGAGCAACUCGCCUGGCUGGUGGGGGUGCUGGGAGCAACUCACCUGGCUGGUGGGGUGCUGGGAGCAACUCGCCUGGCUGGUGGGGGUGCUGGGAGCAACUCGCCUGGCUGGUGGGGGUGCUGGGAGCAACUCGCCUGGCUGGUGGGGGUGCUGGGAGCAACUCGCCUGGCUGGUGGGGGUGCUGGGAGCAACUCACCUGGCUGGUGGGGUUGCUGGGAGCAACUCGCCUGGCUGGUGGGGGUGCUGGGAGCAACUCACCUGGCUGGUGGGGGUGCUGGGAGCAACUCGCCUGGCUGGUGGGGGUGCUGGGAGCAACUCGCCUGGCUGGUGGGGUGCUGGGAGCAACUCGCCUGGCUGGUGGGGGUGCUGGGAGCAACUCGCCUGGCUGGUGGGGGUGCUGGGAGCAACUCACCUGGCUGGUGGGGGUGCUGGGAGCAACUCACCUGGCUGGUGGGGGUGCUGGGAGCAACUCGCCUGGCUGGUGGGGGUGCUGGGAGCAACUCACCUGGCUGGUGGGGGUGCUGGGAGCAACUCACCUGGCUGGUGGGGGUGCUGGGAGCAACUCACCUGGCUGGUGGGGGUGCUAGGAGCAACUCACCUGGCUGGUGGGGGUGCUGGGAGCAACUCACCUGGCUGGUGGGGGUGCUUGGCUGAUGGGGGUGCCGGGAGCAACUCACCUGGCUGGUGGGGGUGCUGGGAGCAACUCACUUGGCUGGUGGGGGUGCUGGGAGCAACUCACCUGGCUGGUGGGAGUGCUGGGAGCAACUCGCCUGGCUGGUGGGGGUGCUGGGAGCAACUCGCCUGGCUGGUUGGGGUGCUGGGAGCAACUCGCCUGGCUGGUGGGGGUGCUGGGAGCAACUCGCCUGGCUGGUGGGGGUGCUGGGAGCAACUCACCUGGCUGGUGGGGGUGCUGGGAGCAACUCACCUGGCUGGUGGGGUGCUGGGAGCAACUCGCCUGGCUGGUGGGGGUGCUGGGAGCAACUCACCUGGCUGGUGGGGGUGCUGGGAGCAACUCACCUGGCUGGUGGGGGUGCUGGGAGCAACUCACCUGGCUGGUGGGGGUGCUGGGAGCAACUCACCUGGCUGGUGGGGGUGCUGGGAGCAACUCACCUGGCUGGUGGGGGUGCUGGAAGCAACUCACCUGGCUGGUGGGGGUGCUUGGCUGAUGGGGGUGCUGGGAGCAACUCACCUGGCUGGUGGGGGUGCUGGGAGCAACUCGCCUGGCGGUUGGGGGUGCUUGGAGCAACUCGCCUGGCUGGUGGGGGUGCUGGGAGCAACUCGCCUGGCUGGUGGGGGUGCUGGGAGCAACUCGCCUGGCUGGUGGGAAUGCUGGGAGCAACUCACCUGGCUGGUGGGGGUGCUGGGAGCAACUCACCUGGCUGGUGGGGGUGCUGGGAGCAACUCGCCUGGCUGGUGGGGGUGCUGGGAGCAACUCACCUGGCUGGUGGGGGUGCUGGGAGCAACUCGCCUGGCUGGUGGGGGUGCUGGGAGCAACUCGCCUGGCUGGUGGGGGUGCUGGGAGCAACUCGCCUGGCUGGUGGGGUUGCUGGGAGCAACUCGCCUGGCUGGUGGGGGUGCUGGGAGCAACUCGCCUGGCUGGUGGGGGUGCUGGGAGCAACUCGCCUGGCUGGUGGGGGUGCUGGGAGCAACUCACUGGCUGGUGGGGGUGCUGGGAGCAACUCGCCUGGCUGGUGGGGGUGCUGGGAGCAACUCACCUGGCUGUGGGGGUGCUGGGAGCAACUCGCCUGGCUGGUGGGGGUGCUGGGAGCAACUCGCCUGGCUGGUGGGGGUGCUGGGAGCAACUUGCCUGGCUGGUGGGGGUGCUGGGAGCAACUCAUCUGGCUGGUGGGGGUGCUGGGAGCAACUCACCUGGCUGGUGGGGGUGCUGGGAGCAACUCGCCUGGCUGGUGGGGUUGCUGGGAGCAACUCGCCUGGCUGGUGGGGGUGCUGGGAGCAACUCGCCUGGCUGGUGGGGGUGCUGGGAGCAACUCGCCUGGCUGGUGGGGGUGCUGGGAGCAACUCACUUGGCUGGUGGGGGUGCUGGGAGCAACUCGCCUGGCUGGUGGGGGUGCUGGGAGCAACUCGCCUGGCUGGUGGGGGUGCUGGGAGCAACUCGCCUGGCUGGUGGGGGUGCUGGGAGCAACUCGCCUGGCUGGUGGGGGUGCUGGGAGCAACUCACCUGGCUGGUGGGGGUGCUGGGAGCAACUCACCUGGCUGGUGGGGUGCUGGGAGCAACUCUCGCCUGGCUGGUGGGGGUGCUGGGAGCAACUCACCUGGCUGGUGGGGGUGCUGGGAGCAACUCACCUGGCUGGUGGGGGUGCUGGGAGCAACUCGCCUGGCUGGUGGGGGUGCUGGGAGCAACUUGCCUGGCUGGUGGGGGUGCUGGGAGCAACUCGCCUGGCUGGUGGGGGUGCUGGGAGCAACUUGCCUGGCUGGUGGGGGUGCUGGGAGCAACUCACCUGGCUGGUGGGGGUGCUGGGAGCAACUCGCCUGGCUGGUGGGGGUGCUGGGAGCAACUCACCUGGCUGGUGGGGGUGCUGGGAGCAACUCGCCUGGCUGGUGGGGGUGCUGGGAGCAACUCGCCUGGCUGGUGGGGGUGUUGGGAGCAACUCGCCUGGCUGGUGGGGGUGCUGGGAGCAACUCGUCUGGCUGGUGGGGGUGCUGGGAGCAACUCACCUGGCUGGUGGGGGUGCUGGGAGCAACUCGCCUGGCUGGUGGGGGUGCUGGGCAACUCGCCUGGCUGGUGGGGGUGCUGGGAGCAACUCGCCUGGCUGGUGGGGGUGCUGGGAGCAACUCACCUGGCUGGUGGGGGUGCUGGGAGCAACUCGCUGGCUGGUGGGGGUGCUGGGAGCAACUCGCCUGGCUGGUGGGGGUGCUGGGAGCAACUCACCUGGCUGGUGGGGGUGCUGGGAGCAACUCGCCUGGCUGGUGGGGGUGCUGGGAGCAACUCACUUGGCUGUGGGGGUGCUGA
Molecule: messenger RNA, 9301 nt
Organism: Closterium sp. NIES-65
Lineage: Eukaryota; Viridiplantae; Streptophyta; Zygnematophyceae; Desmidiales; Closteriaceae
Source: the annotation of a GenBank genome assembly